This is a messenger RNA of Miscanthus lutarioriparius, 474 nucleotides long. Lineage: Eukaryota; Viridiplantae; Streptophyta; Magnoliopsida; Poales; Poaceae. The record is from the annotation of a GenBank genome assembly.
AUGGCACGCCGCCCCGUACACGGACUGCUUCGCCCACUGCUCCUCGCCGUCUGCUGCCUCCUCCUACUUCAGGUCUCCGAGUGCUCUAGACCACCAUCGCCAUCGCCGGCGGACGAUCACCUCGACGACGCGCUGCACCACCAGCUGCUGCUGCUCGAUGCCGAGGUGGCCCGCACCGCCCGGCCGCCCACCUGCAGCACGGAGGUGGCGGGAGACGGGAGGACCGGCGCCGCCGCCGCCGCCGCCGCGGCACUCUCGUCCGCGCCGGCGACGACGACGCCAGGGCGGGCCGUGCCUGCCGUUGUCGCUUCUUCGCGGCCGCGGCAGACGAGCGACCGAGCGCUGGUGCGAGCGGGGAUGCUGCUGCGCUCCAAGCUAGCGCGACGGUUUCUGGCAAGGGUAGGCGUGGUGGAUGGGGCGUCGUGCCACUCCUACAGCCCGCACAUAAACUGCCCACCGGCGGGAAAGCCCUAG